CCACAAACAUAAUCUCUCACAUUGCCCCUCUACGCUGUCAAAACCAACUCUUCAAAAUGAUCAUCAAGUCCCCCCACCAAAUCGAUAUCCCCAUAACAGACGUCGCCUCCUUCGUCUUCAGCUCAGGAACCCCCACCUCCCGAGAAGCAUCCCAGUACUUUGAUGCCGCCAACCCGGCAAAGAACUUUAGUCUUGCGCAGGCGGAGGGAUAUGUGAAGCAGAUCGCGAGCGGUCUACAGGCACUCGGUCUGCAGCCGGACGAUAAAGUUCUCCUGUACUCGAAUAACAGCCUCUUCUUUCCGGUACUGCUCUGGGCUGUUCUCGCGGGGAGGUUUGUUUUUACGGCGGCGUCGCCGGCGGCUUCUGUUACUGAACUGGAAUAUCAACUCCGCGACUCGGAUGCGAAGCUUCUCCUAGCGGGCCCUGACCAGGUGGCUGUUGCACUCGAUGCAGCGUCGAGGGUCGGUCUCCGCAGAGAACAGGUGUAUCUCUUCUGCGACCCAGAGCACGUUCAAAAGGGCACACCACAGCCCAUUCGGCCAUGGACAGAUUUCUGGCGACCCCGCGCGGAAGCACAGUCCUGGACAUGGAAGAAGAUCAACACCCUCCAGGAAGCGCAGGACACGACUGCCAUCAUCAAUUAUUCCAGCGGAACAACCGGCCUCCCCAAGGGCGUCGAAAUCUCGCACUACAACGCCGUCGCCAACUCGACGCAGCUGCUCUACAAGCGGACUCUGCGAUCCGACGACCCCAAAAGUCGGGCUCGCAAGGAGAGGCUCGAUACCGCUGGCGAGAGAUGGCUUGCCCCGUUGCCGAUGUAUCACGCAUACGGCCAAACAUACUACUGCCUCAACGCGGCCCGCCUCGGCGCAAAAGUCUUCAUAAUGCGCGCGUUCGACGUGCAGAAGUACCUGCUGUACAUGGACAUCUACCGAAUCACAUUCAUGGCCUCGGUCCCCGCGAUAAUGGCCACGCUCGCGAAGCAAUCAAACGCCCACAACUACAAUCUCCGUUCCGUCGAACAAGUAACCAGCGGUUCCGCGCCCCUCAGCGCCGAUCUCGGGAAGAUCAUACAGAAGAUGUAUCUCCGCCCCGAAACAGCCGUAAAGCAAGGCUGGGGGAUGACGGAAACAACCUGCUCCAUCAGCGGCUUCUCACCAGACGAAGAAGACGACGGGCGCUCGAUCGGCUACCUGAACCCGAACUGCGCCGCGCGCAUCGAGCCCGUGCCCGAUCGGGACUUUACCGGCGUUGCUCCCGCCGGUGUCCCCGUCGGCGAGAUCUGGGUGUCCGGUCCGAAUGUUAUGAAGGGGUAUUAUAAGAAACCUGCCGCGACGAACGAGACGAUUGUAUAUGCAGAUGGACAUCGCUGGUUGCGGACGGGGGAUAUCGGGUAUGCGGACGCGGAUGGAAGGAUGUAUAUUGUUGACCGGUUGAAGGAGCUUAUCAAGGUCAAGGGGUUGCAGGUUGCGCCGGCGGAGCUGGAGCAGUUUCUGCUUACGCAUGGGGCCGUUGCGGAUGCGGCUGUGGUUGGGGCGAGGAUCAACGGGGGCGAGUAUCCUCGGGCAUUCGUGGUACGGAAGGAGGGUGCUACAGUGACCGAGACGGAAUUGUCCAACAUGAUCAAGAGACACUUUGCCCCGCACAAGUGGCUCACAGGUGGUGUGUACUUUAUCGACAAGAUUCCGCGAACGGGAAGUGGCAAGAUUAUGCGGCGGCAUCUACCUAAGAUCAAGACGGAUGAUCGCGCGAAGCUAUGA
Messenger RNA from Aspergillus calidoustus, 1760 nucleotides. Lineage: Eukaryota; Fungi; Ascomycota; Eurotiomycetes; Eurotiales; Aspergillaceae. The record is from the annotation of a GenBank genome assembly.